CUGUGUGGAAAAGCAAGUGUUCAACAUGCAGAUCUUUGUGAAGACCCUGACUGGCAAGACAAUCACCCUGGAAGUUGAGCCCAGUGACACCAUUGAGAAUGUGAAGGCUAAGAUCCAGGACAAAGAAGGCAUUCCCCCUGACCAGCAGAGGCUGAUCUUUGCUGGCAAGCAGCUGGAAGAUGGCCGCACCCUGUCUGACUACAACAUCCAGAAGGAAUCCACCCUGCACCUGGUGCUGCGUCUCAGGGGUGGUAUGCAGAUCUUUGUGAAGACCCUGACUGGCAAGACCAUCACCCUGGAGGUUGAGCCCAGUGACACCAUUGAGAAUGUGAAGGCUAAGAUUCAGGACAAAGAAGGCAUUCCCCCUGACCAGCAGAGGCUGAUCUUUGCUGGCAAGCAGCUGGAAGAUGGCCGCACCCUGUCUGACUACAACAUCCAGAAGGAAUCCACCCUGCACCUGGUGCUGCGUCUCAGGGGUGGUAUGCAGAUCUUUGUGAAGACCCUGACUGGCAAGACCAUCACCCUGGAGGUUGAGCCCAGUGACACCAUUGAGAAUGUGAAGGCUAAGAUUCAGGACAAAGAAGGCAUUCCCCCUGACCAGCAGAGGCUGAUCUUUGCUGGCAAGCAGCUGGAAGAUGGCCGCACCCUGUCUGACUACAACAUCCAGAAGGAAUCCACCCUGCACCUGGUGCUGCGUCUCAGGGGUGGUAUGCAGAUCUUUGUGAAGACCCUGACUGGCAAGACCAUCACCCUGGAGGUUGAGCCCAGUGACACCAUUGAGAAUGUGAAGGCUAAGAUUCAGGACAAAGAAGGCAUUCCCCCUGACCAGCAGAGGCUGAUCUUUGCUGGCAAGCAGCUGGAAGAUGGCCGCACCCUGUCUGACUACAACAUCCAGAAGGAAUCCACUCUGCACCUGGUGCUGCGUCUCCGGGGUGGCUGUUAGUUACUGUGAAUCUUGCCCUACAAGGUUCUGCAAUAUUGUUUGUGUUUUGCACUGUAGUUCUUCCAUGUCUUAAUAUUGUAAGUUAAAUGCAAGCUUAAGUUACUGCUGAGGUUUGUGUCAAGCUAAUAAAGAUCUGUUGCAAGUG
This is a messenger RNA of Gavialis gangeticus (Gharial), 1088 nucleotides long. It is a transcript of the gene UBB, whose product is annotated as ubiquitin B. The coding region runs from base 26 to 943 and encodes 305 amino acids. The record is from RefSeq and is a predicted model, not a curated record. Gene Ontology annotation, molecular function: protein tag activity; ubiquitin protein ligase binding. Lineage: Eukaryota; Metazoa; Chordata; Crocodylia; Gavialidae. The transcript has 2 exons. Gene Ontology annotation, biological process: protein ubiquitination; modification-dependent protein catabolic process. Gene Ontology annotation, cellular component: cytoplasm; nucleus.